UUUUCUGACAUCGACUUCAGUUACGACUUUGGUGUGUAAGGAAACAAAUCGUUUGCAUAGCUAGACAAUAAAUAUUAAUAUUUUUAUAAAUAUUUUUUUAACUAAAUUACACCGGCUAAGUGAGACGUUAAACUAAAACAUAUAAAAUGAGUGUAAUCCUUUCGACUGUCAAGUGUUUUGUAUUCGCUUUUAAUUUUUUUAGUUUGAUACUUGGCAUUUGCAUUGUUUGUUUGAACACUUUCGGCUUGGAGUAUGCCAUACCGAAUACGGACGAGCACACCUACUGUAUAGUUGGUAUCAUUUUGGGCUCUUUUGUAUGCAUGGCCACGCUUUUUGGCUGUUAUGGUGUUGUCUGCGAGUCGUUAGGCGUCAGUGUAAUUUACUCGUUCUUCAUGCUGAUGUUGUUGGCAGCACAAUUGCUGCAAAUGCAGACGUAUAAACAUCAGAAGUUCUUCACGAAUGCGCUGGAUCUGCUGGAGGACGCAUGGGAUGAAGUUGGUGUAGAUCCAGAGACAAUGCACUCGGUGGAGUUAAAUUAUCACUGCUGUGGCCUAUAUAAUGCCAAUGACUACCGGUACAGACGUAUGUCAACGCCCGUAAGCUGUUAUCGCUACCAAAAUGCUACGCUUGAAUCGAAUUUAUUUACUCGCGGGUGUGUUGAAGCGCUGGAAACGACGUACCAUAAGACCAUGGAGCGAGAAAAUGUUUUCAAUUGGUCCCUACUGAUCACUCAAUGCGCUGUCUUUCUCUACUCGUGCGUUCUGAGCAUUUUGCUUUUCAGACGGCAUCGCGCAACAUAUCGCACAGGCAAUGCAGAGGAUGACUAUGAGGCUCAACAGCCUGGGCCGCACUUCAACCAUGUCAACUCGCGCUCCCAUUUGCUCUCCAAUUAAUGAAAGUGCUAAAAGAAGUACUAUUGCAAAAAUUCAUAUUUAAUUUUUAAUUUCGCAGUAUCUGAAAU
This is a messenger RNA of Rhagoletis zephyria (snowberry fruit fly), 961 nucleotides long. RefSeq names its product Tetraspanin 42Ep (gene Tsp42Ep). Lineage: Eukaryota; Metazoa; Arthropoda; Insecta; Diptera; Tephritidae. The record is from RefSeq and is a predicted model, not a curated record. Gene Ontology annotation, cellular component: membrane.